AAAUUAUUAUACGUUUCUCGUUUUCCUUUUUAUCAUUUUUGAUUUAUCAACAGCGAUCGGGAUAUCAACAAAAGGUUUUAAUCAAAACUAUGUCUAAUCCAGAAGAGUUUGAAGGUGAUAUCGAGUUCUUGGACGAAGAUGCAGAUAUUGUACAACAGUGCGUGCUAAAUGUUGACAAGAAAGCCCAGUUAUGGGUAACUGAGCCAGUCGCCGGUAUACAGGUGGAAAAUAACCUUCUGGUUGAGAGCGUUGACGAGACACAGGAGAGGCUAAGGAGGAAAAGAAAACAACCGACAGCAAAGGACGACGAUCCCGAUUACGACCCGACCGAAGAAAUCACACUAAAGUCCCGAAAACGUAGAUCUUUCGUGCCUCAGAAUGAACUGCGUUUGAAAGUGACAGAAUUCAUUCCCAAAUCUGAAAUUAAGAAGGAUCGCUUCUGCCACAAAAUGGAUUUAGAAGUACGCAGGAAGCUCCAAUUGAGAGUACCAGAUUACAAUGAUCCCUUAUGUUUGCCAGUUCGGUCAGUAAAUAAAGAUUACUCUGAACAAAAAAAACUUAAAAAUUGGAAUAAUUUGUGUUUGGAUCAUUUUAAAAAUCAUGACACACUCUUAAGGGUAAAUAAAAAACCGACGGUUGCUUCAAAAAGGAUUACUGUGCUUAAAAACAUACAUAACAGGAUCUCUGGCAAAGUUGAAACAACAAUAUCCUACAAACUACUAGUUGAAAAUAAAGAUGGUGAAAAAAGGACAGCAGAUAUACAAUCUGUCCUCCCUAAAUAUAGAGAGAAAAAGCUACUCAAUGUCAAGUCAACCGGGCUAAGGAAGCAAAAAGCGAUCUAUACAAAAGAAGAGGUGAUCAUAUCGAAAGAGAUACACAAGGAUGAGGAGUCACUUGUUGUUUACAAACCUAAAGAAUCCUUGUCAUUGGUCUAUAAAAUGUUUGAAAACAAAGAUGAUGAGGGGCAGGUGGAUCCUGAAGAUGAUCCAGGCAGGAAGCAUCUAAAAGAAGUAGCAAGCUGUAAGCUUUGCGCACCGUGCUUUCAGACAUCGUGGAGGGCACACAAAAUCACAAACAAUAAAAAGGUCCUGUGCGUGAUCUGCAAUCGUCCCUGCAUCUCUAUGUACAAUAUGCUGGCCCAUGUAAAGAGUCAUCCACCGUCUGUCGUUCGAGCUUACAAGAAGGAAAUAGCGAUGUGUUUGGCCUCUGUGGUUGAGUAUCAUUACAGAUGCAGGAUUUGCCACGAAAAGUUUCACAGCAUUAAGGCAUUGCGAUUGCAUGUUAAAAAUCAUAAAGGUAAAGAAACAUUUAAAUGUGAAGUGUGCAAUCAAACUGUCACGCCAUCUUAAUUCGUAAUCGUAAGCCAAUACACAUUAUUAUAGAUUUAUAGAUACUUGUUCGUAAUUACGAAUAAUACAGAAUAAAGAUUUAUAAAAUUAAA
Molecule: messenger RNA, 1441 nt
Organism: Bicyclus anynana (squinting bush brown)
Lineage: Eukaryota; Metazoa; Arthropoda; Insecta; Lepidoptera; Nymphalidae
Product: RE1-silencing transcription factor A
Exons: 7
Coding region: 90-1349 (419 amino acids)
Source: RefSeq, a predicted model, not a curated record